Molecule: messenger RNA, 1206 nt
Organism: Adelges cooleyi (spruce gall adelgid)
Lineage: Eukaryota; Metazoa; Arthropoda; Insecta; Hemiptera; Adelgidae
Product: trimethylguanosine synthase-like
Exons: 4
Coding region: 171-911 (246 amino acids)
Biological process (GO): 7-methylguanosine RNA capping; 7-methylguanosine cap hypermethylation
Cellular component (GO): nucleus
Molecular function (GO): RNA cap trimethylguanosine synthase activity
Source: RefSeq, a predicted model, not a curated record
CAUUAAUUUGUACUCGCACAAGAAUGUGUAGCAUAAAGAUUUAGUUAGAUAAAUAUCUAUUUUUGUUUUUCAAUUUUUGCGUUACAACCGACAACGAUUGCUAGUCAGUCAAAUACUUAAAUCGUAGUUGACAGUUGUAUUAUACUGUUUUUUUAACAAAAAAAAUUAAAAUGGUUUAUGACGAAGUUCUCAAAGAUAAGUUCAAAAGAAGAAAAAUUGUAAAAACAAAGAAUAAACUCUCAAAAUGUCUGGCGUCGUCAAUACCCAUUGAAAUUCGAAAAGACACUUCGUUAUUAAAAUACUGGCGUAAAAGGUUUAGGUUAUUUAGUAAAUUCGAUCAAGGAAUUAAAUUAGAUCGAGAAAGCUGGUACUCAGCAACACCUGAAAAAGUUAGCCGUAUGAUUGCUAAAAGAUGUGCAUGUGAUUUAAUAGUGGACGGUUUUUGUGGUGCUGGAAGCAAUACUAUACAAUUUGCACUCACUUGUAAAAAUGUUAUAGCAAUAGAUAUUGAUCCUGUGAAAAUUGAGCUGGCACGCAACAAUGCAGAGGUUUAUGGAGUGUCGAAUCGAAUAGAAUUUAUUGUUGGCGAUUACUACACUUUAGCUCCAACUUUGAAAGCCGAUGUAGUGUUUUUAGCUCCUCCGUGGGGAGGUCCAACAUAUAUAGCCCAAAGAAUAUUUAAUUUGGACAACAUUAUGUUAGAAAACGGUGGCGGGAAACAAUUAUAUGAAGCAACUCGCAAGAUUACAGAAAAUAUUGCAUAUUUUUUACCAAGAAAUAUUGAUGAACAACAGUGUAUUCAACUAGCCGGUGAGGGUAAUCUGGUUGAGUUUGAAAAUAAUUAUUUUGACAAGAGAUUAAAUUCCAAAACUGUUUACUAUGGAAAUUUAGUUACAAGCUGUGACAAAUAAUUUUUAAUCGUUACCUUAUAUUUUUAGUUAUGUAUGUAAUGAGUUUUUUUUUUAUUUGUUUCCUUUUAUAACUUUUAAUUUGUUAAAUAAAGCUUAAAUACUGAAAACUACAUUUAAAAACAUAAGUUGCAUUUAUACGCAUAGUUGUAGUAUAUUUAAUGCAUGUAUAUUUUUUUUCAAGACAAGUAACAUAAAUAAUCAUACUUAAUAUUGUAUUAACAAUAAUUUUAUAUCUUAACAUCAGUAACAAUUUGGGCAUUAUAUAAAAUCAACAAAAUGAUAUGUAUAUGUUAAU